Ictalurus furcatus (blue catfish) is the source of this 3616-nucleotide messenger RNA. It is a transcript of the gene ccdc17, whose product is annotated as coiled-coil domain containing 17. Lineage: Eukaryota; Metazoa; Chordata; Actinopteri; Siluriformes; Ictaluridae. The record is from RefSeq and is a predicted model, not a curated record. The transcript has 14 exons.
AUUUUGCACCAAUUUGCCAAAUAUGUCUACCAUUUGGUUUUCUGCCCAGGUGUUUCCACAUUGGAAAAAAAAACAUUAAUUUUCAAAUAAAAUCGGCUCAUGGUGGACAAAUGAGGACACGUUGUAUUAAGAGCAGAAUAUAAGAACGCUAAUUUCUUGCGUUUAUGAAGUGUGUGUGUGUGUGGUAGUGACUUCAUCAGUUUCCUUUGUUAAGUUGAAUUGACAUGGUGACCGUAACCAACAAACAAAUCCUCGCCAGCUGAGAGAAAUGAUCGGUGAAACUGAAAACAGUUUAGUGUAACGGCAGCGCCCGAAUCGACAGGUUAAAUAACGUCUGUAAGCAAUCUGAGUGAAAGUUGAUUACUUUUUGAGAGCGGCUGAGAUGGAACACUCUGGAGAGUUCAGCUGUCCUGAUUGUAACAUGGUGUUUCGCUCCUCUGGACUUUUGGACAAACACAAGUCCCGGUUCUGUAUAGGAAGUGCCAUAGGAGACCCAGCAGUGCUAAGGAGAGGACGAGUGGAAAUCAUUGAGCCUGGAAAGGUGGAUUUGAGGGUAUUACGCCCCACAAAAACAAAGACUCCUGAUCUAAUUCAUGUAAGUAAAACUGUGAUGGUAUUUGAGUUAUAUGUAUAUGAGUAUAUGGUGUUAGUACAGGCUUACUUGUAUCUGAGCGAGCAGAGAGAUCGACUGCUAAGGCAGACUGACAGACGAGAGACCUACAGAGAACCCAGCAUGGCUGACUGCCUGUCCUUUAACAAGCUCACUCAUGAGUUUCAUAAGCUGAGGAUGUCGGUUGAAGAGAGUCUGUCCAGAAGACACACACAGGUCAGUUUUUAACAGUGUUACUCUCAAUGUUGGGCUGAUGGAGAGAGGCUUCAGGAAGUGUGUGAACACCAUGAGCAGAAGCUGGCUGAAAUCCGGUCACACACCACCGAGCUGGAGCAACAGAGAAAGGAGAUUGAACGGCAGAUAGCCCUGGUUGGGCAUGAUGGAACGGCUCAUCUGAAGGAGAUGCUCCAUGAACUGAAAGAACAGGAAGAGAGAAACGAGGAGGUUCUGUACCGACUCAGCACUCAGAUCAAUGCACUACAUGGGAUGAAAGAUGUGAAUGUUACUUCAGACCCACUAGAAGACAGAAGAUCACAACACGUCACCUUUGACCUCAUUUCCUCCGUGGAUGGCCCACUCUCCAGCCAGAUAAGAUCUUUACAUCUAGCAUACAUACAGUCCGGCGGUUCUGAUCCAGAGGUUCUGGCCCACCUGCAUGACCUGCAGUCUGAGGCUCACACCCUGGAGCAGAGCAGACCUGCAGCUGAGCACCGGAGACGGAAGAAAAGACGAAUGAAGUCCUCUCAUCCAGCUCUGGACUCCAGUAUUCUGGCAGUGGAGCACGAGAACCAGCAACUGGAGGAGCAGAUCCUCAAAUUACAGCUAGACCGAGAGAGACACCGAGGAAGAGCAGGUAACCCCUGCAACUCACAAGCUUCUUUUGGUUUUUUUGAAAUUGUGCAAUAUCAUCUUUCUGGUCUAGACCUGGAUCUGAUCCAGAGGCACCACACCUAUCAGGUUACCAACCUGCAGGCUGAGAUCUCCAACCUGAGGAGAGAAGUGGAGAAAAGCAGGGAGAGAAAGACUUGUCUUCUUGCUCCAGUGGUUAUGUUGCAGCAGUUGCAAACAGUUGUACCUUCAUCAGCCUCUUUUGUUUGGUCUGGAUUUGUGAUCUUCUAUGACAUGGUCCUUGGCGUGGAUGACACAUUUAGAACAGUUCAUCUGGUAGCCAGGCUAUACUCUGGGGGGCAAGAAAUCGGGCGACCCACCCCUAUGCCACCUGUUCACGGCCAGCCUGCUGGGGCUUUAGGCUAUCCACCGAGAAGGCAUGCUGGAAACUACGCCUUACUAGCUGUCAAGCAGCCUGUGCACAGCGUGCAGCCGUCUCCGUCUCUCUGCUUGGUGGUGGAAGUUCAGGUUGUUGGCGUUUUUGAAUUGUGUGAUCAAGAGAUGCGAGGCUGGUCCAAACUGCAGCUCUUUGACGAUCACAAUCAGGUUCAGAGCGGAUUCUGGAAACUUCCUUUCCGCUCUCUGCCUGUGAGGCCGUGCCUCAGCGCGGGCCAGCUCAACUCUGUGCCUCAGUUGGGUAACAUGGAGAUUUGCCUUCGUGUAGUUAAUGCCCGUGAUGGAGAUGUACAGUCACGUGCUAAAAUCAAUCCUAACAAUAGCAGACAGUACAAAUACCCAUCAACGGCCAUCUCACACUCGCGCACUGACCUGGAAGGACAAACAUCCCAGCCGAAAACAUUACACCUUUCAUCCAAUCCUUUUCUUUCUUCAUUGCCCCAAACCGAUCACGUGGAUCCUCCUCCUAAGGACAGUGGUCAGAGGUGAGAAUGAGAGAUGAACCCCAAACCAGUUGGAUCUGGGCUGUUGUGAAUAUGUAUAUGUUGAGUUCUGGGUCUCGGUCAUCCCUGCUGAUUUGUAGAGUCUAAUUAGACUGACAUGUUUACACAAUAGUGCUGUUGAAUGCUUGAUUCUGAUUGGUCAGAAGGUGUUGAUUAAUUUUCUAUGAAGUCAGUUGUACUGACUGCAUGGCAAAUCUCAGGUUUAUAUUUAUGUACUUGUUCUAAUGUUAUUGUUUGUAUAGUAACUCCCUUAACAGGCCCUCGACACUUUAUGUAAGGACAUGGUUUAAAAAAAAUAAAUAAAAUUGGAAGGAGUCUACAGUGUCAGUGCUUUGCGACAGAUCCAUCUCUCUACAGCAUUAAAUGUGGAACAUGUCCUUGUUUAAUUGUUACAUUUUUUUUUUUUUAAUUGUCAGCAAAUUGCUGUAGUGUAAGAGGAAUAAAACGCUUGGGCAUGUGGUGGUGCUUUAUGCCUACUGUCAUUUGUGCAAUCAUCAGUUUGUUGUUUUGCAUAACUUGAAAUUUCUGAAUGAAUAUUAAUUUGUUUGUGGAUGCUCCCUUUUGAAAAGGAAAUGAUUCUUAUAUGUGAUUUGAAUGUGGCUUUAUCAUAAACUCACCCAAAAGAAAUAAAGAUGCCAUUGCUUUUUCACUACCUGAUGUAAGCAGAUACGAUUUGAUUGCAUUUACCUACCUCUUUGUUUUAAACAAACACUGGGGAGUGGUAGCUUGUAAUUCUGUGAGCAGUAACCAAUUACUUUACUUCAUGGCUCUUGAGGGGGAAGUCACAGCUUUACUACUAGUCCAUCAGGUGUCAUUUCUUGGUCCACUGUUCUUUUUCCUUCAUACUAAAUUACUAGGCUCAGUGGUCAGACCUCAAACUCCACCAAACCAGCUGACCUACUGCUAGAGAACUCCUCUUUGAUGGACCGCUCGUUCAACAACACACUCACAAUCCAUCCAGCAAACUUGCCCUGAAGUUGAGCUGGCAUGCAGGUGUGUACGAUGCCUAAUGCUGAUGACGCUUGGUGUGUGCUUAUCUGAGGUCCAAACAUGCUCAAAGUAUAAGAUCUCAUUGCUUCUAAAGAUGUUCAGAUUUUUAUUUUCUACAUUUUGGCUUCAUUUGAUCUUUUUGAUAUUAGUUGUCCAUCACGUCUCGAUUUCUUGAACUUAGUGUCAACAUUGUCUACAUUUUGUAAGAUUGUGUAGAUCUGCUAAAUGC